Molecule: messenger RNA, 427 nt
Organism: Ascoidea rubescens DSM 1968
Lineage: Eukaryota; Fungi; Ascomycota; Saccharomycetes; Ascoideales; Ascoideaceae
Exons: 1
Coding region: 43-267 (74 amino acids)
Source: RefSeq, a predicted model, not a curated record
CAGCGCCGGCAACGCCAGACGCAGCAUGGGCAGCAGGCUGUUAUGUUGGGCUGGGGAGGCUCCUGUCGUGGAGCAGAGCUCAGCAAUAGUCCCUGCUGCUGGUGCUGCUGGGCAAUUGUUUUGAUAUCAUUCUCCUAUUUCGUCUGCUUUCUUGUUUUAGCUCCAGGUCCUACUUAUCCCUCUUUCUGUUUUUUGUCCUGGCUCUCUUGCUCUGCUGUCUCAAAUCUCUCUUAUCAAUUGCUUCACUCUUCUCCCAGCAUAUAUUAAUCACAUCAUAUCCCAUCUCUCUAUUUAAAUAUCCAUCAUCUAUUCUUUAAUCUUCUUCUCUCUUACUGGAUUAUCUCCUCAGUAUUGAUCAUUUGUUUUCUGCUCUUCCCUCUCAUAUAUAAACUCAACUAUAUUUAUCUCAAUCCUGGUCAGAGCCGUC